This is a messenger RNA of Culex quinquefasciatus (southern house mosquito), 874 nucleotides long. RefSeq names its product UPF0428 protein CG16865. Bases 127 to 816 code for a protein of 229 amino acids. NCBI's taxonomy places the organism in Eukaryota, Metazoa, Arthropoda, Insecta, Diptera, Culicidae. The record is from RefSeq and is a predicted model, not a curated record. The transcript has 2 exons.
UGACAUUUACUAAUAAACUGUGUACAAUCGUAUAGUUUGAUUCCACCUCGCAUCAAUAUUAAAAGUUUUACUUGAAUACUGUUUUUGUCAUAUAAAUAAUCGAUUAUCUUGCUGAUCGGUUUUAGAAUGCCUAAAGUUGUGUCGAGAAGUAUCGUUUGCUCUGAUUCCAAAGAUCAGGAAGAAUACAAUGACACUGGUCCAUUAAACAUCUACUAUUGUCUGUGCGGGCAGAUGAGUUUGAUUCUCGAUUGCAUCGUGGAGAAACUUCCCCUGCGUCAGCUGGACGGAGCUCGCGUUAUCGAUACGGCUAAGCACGCCAACAAAAUCACCGCUGAACCGGGUGAAACCAUUUUCAUUCGACGCCCGGCUGGAAUCGAGAAGCAGCAUCGAUUCAAGUGCAAGAAAUGCUCCCUUCCGCUGUACUAUCGACACUCUGCCGAUACCCAGGUCACGUUCAUCAUUCGGCGGGCGCUGGUAAAGUCUAAGAGUGACACCCGGAUUACGGAGAUGUUCAAACCGGCCCUGUCGACGACAGCGACGGCGGCUUCGUCCUCCUCCUCGAGUGAACCGAAGAAGGUCAUGGUCACAAAGCACACCAAAAACAUGGGCAAAUUCAGUUCUGUCACAGUUAGUACAAUCGACGAGGAAGAGGAUGAAAUCGAGGCCCGCGAGGUGGCUGAUAGUUAUGCCAACAACGCACGAAUUAUCGAGAAGCAGCUUGAACGCAAAGGCGGAAAGUCCAACGAAACAGUCAUCAAGGAGAAGUGUGAACCUCCACCGGGCAAAAAAGCGAGAGGAACCCUGCUUGAUGUGUAACACUUUAUCUAACUUUAUAUGAAAAAUUCAAUAAACAUGAACAAGUUCUUCAUAAGUA